ACCAGCAGCCUCGCCCAUUUCCCUCAGCUCUUUUCCAAAUACCACCACUUGGUGAUUGAGUCUCGAGAGCCGUAGGGCUUGGCGUGCGUUCACGCUACCAUUAGAAUAUCUUCCACGUUCCUGCUCGCUGUUCUUCCACACAUUCCUCUGUUGAGCUACCGCUUCCCUGACGAUCAGCAGCCAUGCGCGACGAUCACGGCGGAGGGGCGUCCCUCCUAAAACGCAAAUCCAAGUCAUUCCUCGCCGUCGCGGCGCACGAGCCGGGCCUAUGCAGCAUCCUCUUCGACCUUGACGGCCGGAACAUCCUAACAGCCGGCGCCGACAACCAGGUGAAGCUGUUUCCCGUCAAGCCGUCCGCGUCGUCGUCCGGCGACGGCGCGCCGAGCCUGGGCGACCCGCGGACGGUGCGCGUGGAGCACAAGGGGCCGAUGACGACGCUCGCGAUGAGCCCCAUGGGGGAUAAGUUCGCGACGGCCGCGGAGGACCACACAGUGAAGCUGCACUCUUAUCCUGCUGCGCGGUUCGAGAGCAACGUGACACGCUUCACGCUGCCCAUCCGCGCGCUCGCCUUCAACAUCUCGGGCGGCCUGCUCGCGGCGGCGGGCGACGACGAGGGCAUCAAAGUCAUCUCCACCGUCGAUUCCUCCAUCGUCUCCGUGCUCAAGGGCCACGACGCGCCCGUGCUGAGCGUGGCGUUCGACCCGAAGAACGAGCUGCUCGCGUCGUGCGACGCCGACGGAACGGUCAUCAUCUGGAGCAUUUCCACCGCUAAGCCUCUGCACACUCUGCGCGGCGUGUCCCCCGUGAUCGACGCGGUGGCGGCGGAGGAGGAGGCGGACGGCGCGGCGGCGGCGGUGGCGGGGCGGAGCGGCGUGGCGUGGCACCCGGACGGCAGCCUGCUCGCCACUCCCGGAACAGACAGCGACGUGGUCUGCUACGACCGCGACACGGCUGACGUCAUGCUCACUCUCAAGGGCGUUCACAAGUCGCGUGUAGCCGUUCUCGCCUGGUGCCCCAGCGGCCGUUACUUAGCCUCAGCCGGCGCGGCAGACGGCACGGUAGCGGUGUGGGAUGUGGAGGCGGCAGACGGCGCGUUCGACCUCGACGUGUGCCGCGUCGAUGCCGGCGCGCCAAUCACGGGCCUGCAGUGGAGCCCCGCGGAUAACGCGAUCGCCGCCAUUGAUUGCGCCGGCUGCUGCGGCGUGUGGCACGGUCCGGUGCCGCCCCACAUGCCCGCGCCGAACGCGGCGCCGCAGUGGGGAGGGGCCGGCAUCGAGCAGCAGAAAGAGGCCCGCCGUUCUCGGGAGGAACUGUUUCGCUUCGAGGAUGCUCCUGGUGCGGCAGGUGGCGGCAGCGGAAGGGCGGACAGCAGGGGGCAGGGGGGCGGGGAAGGCAGCGGGGGGGAGCAGGAGCCGCCCUUUCAACCUGGCUCAACGACCCUCACAGCAGCAGCGGGCGGCAGCAGCGCAGAGGGGGAGGAGGGCGUGGAGGGGCCAGGGGGGGCGCGGCUGCGGUACCUGGCGUAUGACCUGGUGGGGCGGGUCACGACUCGCAUGGAUGCUGAGAGCGAUACUGCCCAUGUGGAGGUGGACUUCCAUGACACGUCAGCAGCAGUGACACGUGUGCCAGCGCUGACGGACUACUACGGGUGCACCAUGGGGGUGCUGGGGAAGAGGGGGUACGCCCUCGCCUCGCCUGCGCGUUCCAAGCAGCCCUCCACCGUCCUCUUCCGCCCUUUCACCUCCUGGGCCCCCUCCUCCGACUGGUCUGUGCGGCUGCCAGCAGGGGAGGAGGUGACAGCCAUUUCCGUGGGGCGCAAGUGGGUGGCGGCAGCAACGUCGAGGCACUAUUUGCGCGUGUUCUCGGACACGGGGCUGCAGCGCGCCAUCGUGUCGCUGGACGGCCCCGUCGUCGCCAUGGCCGGCCAGGGCGCAUUCCUCGCAGUCGCCUUCCAUGCUGCGGGGCCGCACCCGGAUGGGCACCAGGCCAUGCACCUUCUCCUCCUGGACAUGCAUUCCUCCUGUCUCCGUCUGCGCACGCCCAUCGCCCUCUCCCCCUGCGCCUCUCUCGCCUGGCUGGGCUUCUCCAGCAUCUCCUCCGACCCCUCUGCACCGCUCCACACCACCGUGCCCACUGUCGCCACCUAUGACUCCCAGGGGGUGGUGCGCAUUCUCUCUCCAGACUUUGGCGGCUGCUGGAUGCCCAUAUUCAGUGCGAGUGCAUCGGCGACGAGUGAGUCGCACCGGCUGUGGAUGGUGGGUCUGGACCUCCGCGAGCAGGCCAUCUUCUUCAUCGUCUGCACCAAUGCCAACCCCCAGCCCUCCGUCUUUCCUCGCCCGGUGCUAUCGGAGAUGCCUCUCGUGCUGCCUCUCGCCCUCUCCGACCUCGCAGCAGCCGACUCCCUCCAGGCCGACCUCCUGCGCUCAGCGCUCGCCACGGCCCAUGUGCGGGCGGUGGCAGACGAGGCUUUGCAGAUGGGCGAGCAGGGGGCGAUGGCAGCAGCAGAGGACGAGGAGGAGCUGCUGAGGCUGGAGGCCGAGAGGGACAAGACUCUGCUGCGCCUGCUCGUCGCCGCUGCUAAAGGCGACAAGCUGGAGCGGGCCAUGGAGCUGGGCACCAUGCUGUCCCUUAGGAAGAGCCUCCAGGGGGCUGUCAAGCUCACGUCCGCGCUGCGCCUGCCUGUGCUCGCUGAGCGCCUGCACUCGCUGCUGCAGGAGCGCUUGCGGGCCGAUGAAGAUGAGCAGAGGCUGCAGCAGCGCAAGGAGCAGCAGCAGCAACAGCAACAACAACGUUCUAUGCAGACACGAGUUUUUCCCGACCCACCAAUCAAUGCCAGCCGUUCCCAGCCACAGCAGCUGCAACCACGACAACAUGCAAAGGAGCCGCAUCAAAAGGAACCCUCCUGUCCUGACCUGGCUCCCCCCACACAAAAGAGUCCAUCUGCAUUGGCCCCCAUGUUCGUCAAGAAGGGCUCAGGAACAAACCAGAAAGGAACAGCAGCUGGUCAAAAGCACGUGGUAGCGAAUCCUGUGGUCGAUUGCUCCAGCCCUGAAUCAGCUGCCAAAGGCACUGCCACAGACAGUGGUGGUGUUAGAGGCGAGGAGGCAGGUGCAAGUGGUGCAGGCGGGGCAGCAACACCAGCUGCAAACGCGAAGCCGUGUAAUCCAUUUGGGAAGAAACCUGCGGCUGGAGAAGCAGCAGCUGGUGGGGCCGUGGCUGGAAAGGUGGCGGAAGGUUCGGUGUUGGAUUCAGUCAGGCAAAUGCAGCAAGUGGAGGGAACGUUGAAGGUAACCAAAGUAGGGGGUGGAGUUGGGACGAAGCGUGAGUCCUUAGGAGCCGGGGCAGGUGGAGCAAAGCGACAGAAAUUAGUUGCUGCAAAGAAAUAAUAAGUGAGAUCUAAAACCAGGUGAUAGGAAGGAGUGAGAGUUCUGGAAUGAUAGGUGAUGUGGAUGGUGGCAUGAUAUGUAUACAACACAAGGUUCACGACACAAGAUGCUGCCAAUUUGCG
Messenger RNA from Closterium sp. NIES-67, 3508 nucleotides. The record is from the annotation of a GenBank genome assembly. Lineage: Eukaryota; Viridiplantae; Streptophyta; Zygnematophyceae; Desmidiales; Closteriaceae.